CUUUAAUAUUCAGUAGGAAACAAGUUUCUGGAGUAUCAGUAGGAAACAAAACCAGCAGAAUAUACCACGCUCAGAGUGACACCUACGCUACCCAUCCACUUCCGCUGCCGCUGCCUGCCUCCGCUGAAAUGUCCGCCGAAACGCCGAUCCGAUUCGGAAUUGUGGGCUGCGCCGAAAUAGCCCGGAAAGUGUCGCGGGCCAUAACUCGAGCCCCAAACGCGACACUCUACGCCGUCGGAAGCCGUUCUAUCGACAAGGCUACGGCGUUCGCCAAGGCCAACAAUUUCCCUCCCACCGCCAAGAUCUACGGCUCCUACGACGCCGUUCUGGACGAUCCCGACGUUGACGCCGUCUAUGUCCCGCUCCCCACCAGCCUCCACAUCAAGUGGGCCGUCCUCGCCGCCCAGAAGAAGAAGCACAUCCUGCUCGAGAAGCCCGUGGCGCUCAACGUAGCGGAGUUUGACAAGAUCGCUGAGGCGUGCGAAUCCAAUGGGGUGCAGAUCAUGGACGGUACCAUGUGGAUGCACCACCCCAGGACUGCCAAGAUGUCCGAAUUUCUCGCCGAUGCUAACCGUUUUGGUCAGCUCAGAACGAUACACACUGUCUUUACAUUUCCUUGUGAUCCUGAAUUUUUCAAGAAUGAUAUCCGGGUGAAGCCAGACCUUGAUGCUCAUGGGGCUCUUGGGGAUGCAGGGUGGUACUGUAUAAGAGCAAUUUUGUGGGCCAAUAACUAUGAACUGCCAAAAACUGUAAUUGCUUUGCGGGACCCUGUGCUUAAUGAAGCAGGCGUGAUUUUAUCUUGUGGGGCGUCUUUGCAUUGGGAAGAUGGGAAAGUGGCAACCUUCCACUGCUCUUUCUUAUCAAGUUUGACGAUGGAUAUAACUGCGGUCGGUACAAAGGGAACUCUGCAUGUUGAUGGUUUUGUUAUCCCUCAUGAAGAGAAAGAAGCCGCUUUUUCUGCAGCUUCACAAAGUGGAUUUGAUGAAUUUGUCACCUGUUGGGUUCCAUCACCAAGUCGUCACAUUGUGACCACAGAUCUUCCGCAGGAGGUCCUCAUGGUAAGAGAGUUUGCUCGUUUGGUAGGGGCUAUUAAAAAUGGUGCAAAACCUGAGAAGAAGUGGCCAACCCUUAGUCGGAAGACACAGAUCGUACUCGAUGCUGUCAAGGCAUCAAUUGCCAAGGGUUUUGAAUCCAUUGAUAUCGCAUAUUAACCGAGACUCAUCUGGUAUGUGUUUUUCAUCUUAUCUUUUAGCUGGGGCGUUCUUGUAGUGAGUAAUAAGAUCCUCAUUGGCUCAGAGCCUCAUGAACUCGUCGUAUUGGAACAUUAAUGUUGAAAUGUAUGGUAAAUGAAUUAAAUGUAAAAUAAAAUGGCCGUGGCGCAGAUUGUGAGUGAAGGUCAAA
Molecule: messenger RNA, 1401 nt
Organism: Malus domestica (apple)
Lineage: Eukaryota; Viridiplantae; Streptophyta; Magnoliopsida; Rosales; Rosaceae
Molecular function (GO): nucleotide binding
Source: RefSeq, a predicted model, not a curated record